ACCUGAGGGGUGAAGAUGCAUUGAUUGGUCAUUUUAAGCAGGGAAGUUUGCCGGCGUGGUAAGCAAUCUCACUCACAUUGGUGUCCUCCGUACGCUCUUGUUUAGCCUUCCCGCUUCCGCGCAGCCCGACCCGGCCACAGCCAUCCAGCCUGCCCCCUUGUGAGUCAAUCUGCGCCCUGUGAGCAGCAUGUCUGAAUACGGCGCUCUGCCGACUAACGGAGUCGGCGCUGGGAUGAAAAAAGACGCUUUUGCAGACGCAGUAGAACGAGCCAGACAGAUCGCAGCUAAAAUCGGUGGUGACGGAGUUCCCAUAGUGAGCAACAACGGAGGAGCUGAGAACUAUCCAUUCGCCUCACAGAAACGAUCCCUGGAAGAAGCAGAUGAACCAGAUGCCAAGAAGCUUGCAUCACAGAGCGAAAGAGAUUCUGGAUUGUCUAUUGAAGCUCAGCUGGCUGCCCUGUCCCAACAAAGUGUCAGGCCCUCCACAAUGACAGAGGAGUACAGAGUGCCUGAUGGCAUGGUCGGUCUGAUCAUCGGCCGAGGAGGUGAACAAAUUAACAAAAUACAACAGGAUUCUGGCUGCAAGGUCCAGAUUGCGCAUGACAGCGCCGGUCUUCCAGAAAGAAGUGUUUCUCUGACAGGGUCACCAGAUGCCAUAGAGAGAGCCAAGGCACUCAUAGAUGACAUCGUGUCGAGGGGUCAUGAGUCGACCAACGGGCAGUCGGGUUCCAUGCAGGAGAUGAUCAUCCCUGCGGGCAAGGCCGGUCUUAUUAUAGGCAAAGGAGGAGAGACCAUCAAACAGCUGCAGGAGCGAGCUGGAGUCAAAAUGAUUCUUAUUCAAGAUGGAUCCCAGCCACCCAACAUAGAUAAACCACUCCGCAUCAUUGGAGACCCCUACAAAGUGCAGCAAGCAAAGGAGAUGGUCAACGAGAUUCUACGAGAAAGGGAUCAUGCUGGUUUUGGAGAUAGGGGUGAUUUUGGACCGAGGAUGGGUGGUGGAGGAGGAGGUGGCGGCGGCGGCAACAACGGGGGUGGCGGCGGUGGCGGCAUUGAUAUAGCUGUGCCCCGCCACUCUGUGGGAGUCGUAAUUGGCCGAAGCGGGGAGAUGAUCAAGAAGAUCCAGAGCGAUGCUGGAGUGAAGAUACAGUUUAAACAAGAUGAUGGCACAGGUCCUGAUAAAAUUGCCCAUAUUAUGGGUCCACCAGACCAGUGUCAGCACGCUGCCUCAAUCAUCACUGACCUACUACAGAGUAUCCGCGCCCGAGAGGAGGGUGGGCAGGGGGGCCCCCCUGGCCCCCCUGGUGCAGGGAUGCCACCUGGUGGACGAGGACGAGGCAGAGGCCAGGGCAACUGGGGUCCUCCUGGAGGAGAAAUGACCUUCUCCAUUCCUGCUCACAAAUGUGGGCUUGUAAUCGGCAGAGGAGGGGAGAACGUCAAGUCCAUUAACCAACAGACCGGCGCGUUUGUGGAGAUAUCCCGUCAGCCCCCACCAAACGGAGACCCCAACUUCAAACUGUUCACCAUCCGAGGGUCACCGCAACAGAUUGACCACGCAAAGCAGCUUAUAGAAGAGAAGAUUGAGGGUCCGUUGUGUCCCGUGGGUGGUAGUCCUGGUCCAGGAGGCCCCGGUGGUCCUAUGGGUCCCUAUAAUCCCAAUCCUUAUAAUGCAGGGCCUCCUGGUGGUGCUCCCCAUGGAGCUGCACCUGGUGGUCCCCAGUUCUGUCCUCAGGGUUGGGGGAACACCUACCAACAGUGGCAAGCCCCAGGACAACAUGACCCCAGUAAGGCGACAGCAGCUGCCGACCCAAACGCAGCAUGGGCAGCCUACUAUGCACAAUACUACGGCCAGCAGCCAGGGGGCGCCAUGGCGGCCCAGAAUCCAGGAGCCCCUGCAGCAGCAGCACCUGGAGACCAGAGCCAAGCAGCGCAGACUUCUGGGGGCCAGCCAGACUACACAAAGGCUUGGGAGGAAUACUACAAGAAGAUGGGCAUGAGCCAGCCUGCUGGAGGGGCAGCAGCUGCUCCAGGUGCAGCAGCAGCAGCGGCAGCGGCAGCAGCAGGUGGAGCAUCUGCAGCCGGAGGCCAACAGGAUUACAGCGCAGCCUGGGCUGAGUACUACAGACAGCAAGCUGCCUAUUAUGGACAGGGAGGGCAGGCGCCUGGACAGGCUGCUGCUCCACAGCAGGGACAACAGGCCCAGUAAAGAAGUGUUUCAGUGUGCUGGACGGUUGUGACGGCUCUCUGGACUUAUUCUCUUUUUUUGUUGUGUUUUAUUUUAUUUUGUUUUGUUUUUUCCCCCUGUCAAGAAAUUUCCAUUUUGGCUUUAACAAAGCAAGAGCACGGUUCACUCAUCUACUCUGACAUUUUCUAUUUCAACCUUGUACUUGUGUGUUUUUUAAAGUCAAAAUUGAAGAAAGGAAAAAGGGAACGCAUUUUUCUCAUGCAUUGGACAAAGCACUAAAUAACUACUUGGGUUACUAUUCAGUUUGCUUCUUCCCCUCACCUACACCUUGUAAUAAAUCUGAUACUUUUUUAAAAAUGUGAAAUAAGCAUCUUUGGUUGCAAGCUAGCAUAACCGCAUCCCCACAAUGAUUCACGUUUCAGUAGUCUUUCUCCCCUUCAGUUUCCUGAGGGUAAAACAGUGCAGUAUUUUGAAUAUAUCCAGAAAUUAUGUUUGUAAGAACAAAAGCAAAAUAUUUAGGGUUGGGUUUUUUUCUUGUUCUUGGUACUUUUUAACCUUUUUUUUUUUCCUUUUUUCUUUUUUUUUUUUUUAACAUUCCCAGUGGUUAAGUUGCAGGUGUAUUUCUUCCUGCAGUCAUGAUUUCUGAUUUUUAAUUUUAUUCAUUGUAAUUAUUUUCUCUGAGGGUUGUGUGUGUGUGUCUGUAUACAGUGUAUGCUACUGAACAGAAAAACGUGUGUGUGUUGGCUGUAAUAAGGCACUGUCUGUCCCACAGUGUGUGUGUGUGUGUGUGUGUGUGUGUGUGUUAGUGCCCUCUGAUUAUUUCUACAACUUUGUUGUUGUUGGACUUUUUUUGUUCCUAUAGGUUCUGUCAUAUUUUUUUUUAAUGUUAUUUUUUUACAGCUUGUUUUUAAAUACUUAAGAAUAAAAACAUUCAAAUCUA
This is a messenger RNA of Scomber japonicus (chub mackerel), 3122 nucleotides long. It is a transcript of the gene khsrp, whose product is annotated as KH-type splicing regulatory protein. The transcript is spliced from 18 exons. The record is from RefSeq and is a predicted model, not a curated record. The coding region runs from base 188 to 2203 and encodes 671 amino acids. Gene Ontology annotation, molecular function: mRNA binding. Gene Ontology annotation, biological process: regulation of DNA-templated transcription. Gene Ontology annotation, cellular component: nucleus; cytoplasm. NCBI's taxonomy places the organism in Eukaryota, Metazoa, Chordata, Actinopteri, Scombriformes, Scombridae.